ACGCAGCGUACGUGAUUUCUAAAUCGUUUUCACCAGAGAAGUAAUGAUUAGAGCUAGAACUGAAGGUUAAUUAUUAGCAGCAGAUCGUAGAGGCUACAUUAUGACUAUCACCUGCUAUCAUUACUGUCUGUAAAAAUUUCAUUGUGUAACAUGAUGACUACUAUUGUUCCACACAGAUGAAUUCAACAUGGGAUCGCUCAACAACUACUAAUGGAAUACCAUACUUCAUAAAUCACUCUACUGAGCAGACACAAUGGGAUCAUCCAGACCUGGUGAAGGCUAUGGAGAGUCUAGAAGAGCUCGGGAGUAUUCGCUUCGCAGCUUACCGAACUGCAAUGAAACUACGGACACUGCAAAAGGUUUUGCGAUUGGAUUACGUGAAUCUGCGUAUGAUUCGUAUAGCAUUUGAUCAGUGUGGUUUUCGACUCCUCAACAACACUGUGAUGGAUGUAGGGCAACUGUACGGCAUCAUCUACGACAUCUUUACAAUGUGCCAUGAGCGAGGUCACCCAGAUGUCAGAGUUGAUCAGUGCUCGGAUCUCCUCCUUAACUGGAUUCUUAACCUUUAUGACAGAGCAAGAACUGGAUGCCUUCGAGUUAUAUCUGUCAAGAUUGGAAUUGUCUGCUUAUGUGCAGCACGCAUCACUGAAAAAUACAGGUACUUUUAUGAGCAGAUUAGUGAUAAGACAGGGAAUGUGAGUCAGAGGGCAUUGAGCAUACUACUACAAGAUAUGAUGGAGAUUACAAAUGUUAUUGUUGAAAGCGAGGCUUUUGGGAAAAAUACCUCUGCAGCAGUGGAUAAUUGCUUUGGAAAUAACUUCGGAGCAACCAUCGACUCCCAGCAAUUCAUGUCCUGGAUGUUGGCAGAACCUCAGACAAUCGUAUGGCUUCCAACAUUACACCGCCUUGCUGCCUCUGAGACAGUGAAGCACCAAUCAAAGUGCUGCAUCUGCAAAGCUUAUCCAAUCAAUGGCCUGCGUUACAAGUGCCUUAAGUGUAUCAACUUUGACCUAUGCCAAGAGUGUUUCUUUACUGGACGGACAACGGGUAAACACAAGUACACGCAUCCGACACAGGAGUACUGCUUAGGGGCUUCUUCUAAAGAUGAUGCUAGAGCCUUUGGUAAGAUCAUUCGCAACAAACUGAGCAAAAAGCGAGGGCGCACUAUAAAGCAGAAGUAUUUGCCAAUUAGUGGCGGUACUGAACCAGAUUACGGCAUGCCAACCACUGGUCCUCAACCGGAUAUAGAUACGCACAUCCACCUAAAUCAACUUACCCGAAGGUUAGCUGAAGUAGAAACGAUGACACCACCUCCCGUUGAUCAGUCUAGAAAAUCAUCACAGACAAGACCCAUCUCACCUGCACUGAAAUCUCAGGACCACCAGUCACCUGAAAGACAGGAGCUACAAGAUAUGAUUAACUUACUUGAGAAAGAAAAUAUGGAACUACUUCGAGAGAUUGAGAAGCGACGUUCCAUUGGAUCCUCUGUAAACGAAGAUGACACAGAGUAUGAAUGGCUUCAAUUGCAACGGGAAGAGAUGCAGGCCCGGCAAGAAGUCCUUGAGGAACAGAACAAGCAGUUGGAAUUGCAGCUAAGAAGGCUGCGCUUAAUGACCAAGGAACAACCAGUGCAAUCUGCUUCACAACUCACUGAGAGAGCCACUGUGCUGUCAUCACAAUACAUGCUUGAUAGAACAGCCCCGCCCAGACUGUUUCCAUAUCAACCAACCCACCAAUCAUCCCCAGGAAUUGAUAUGAUUGACAGCAGGCCUGCAACUAGGACACUGGUUAGAUCCAGAAACAGUCAUGAACCUAGUCGUCCAAGUCAACCUCAUGUUUCUGACAAAGCAACUAGACUCCUCCCACCUCAUCUCAUUGACCAAUCAGCACUGCAGUUUCCAUCCGCCAAUACCACUAGGUUUUGUCCAACAGAAGAAGCUCAGCUUCAGGAUCUGGUACAGAAGUUGGAUGAUGUUUUUCCGUUAAAUGUCGACCAUGAAAACUCCCAGCAUGCUCCUUUACAUUUGACCUCUGACAUGUCUGGAUUUCACCUGGACCUAGGUUCCCGUGGUGACAUGAACGAAAUGUUAUCAGCUGCCACCCGUGUUGGGAAUGCAAUGUCUUCGUUGGUGUCAAAGGUUGCUGUGAAUUGUGAUGGUCUCGCGCAGUAUUCAUGAUUAUUGGCGGGUAUUGUGGCGAAGAAACAAGAAACUUUGCUGAUGAAACGCAAUGAUUUGGAACUUCUGAAUUUAUAGAAUUGAAAUUAUGACAUUCCAAAAUGAAUGAAAUUUAAGAGAAGACUUGUUUUUAGAGAUAUAUUUAGUUUGUGUAACUAAACAGUACUGAAUUCAAGAGGUGGAGAAUUUUAAAAGUUUUGGUGUCCAAUGUUCAAAGCAGUUACUCAACAGAUCAGGUAUGUGUGUGUGUGUGUGCGUGUGUAUAUAUAUGUGUUUCCACUAUGCCGAGGCCCACCUUUUUCUUAGAAACUUCAAUUCACAAUUACUUUUAUGCAGAGAAUCUGUCCUUGACAUGUGCAAUAUGGUUAUAAGCACCUUGAGUAAUUUCAUUUCAAUAUUUUUUAUGUUCCUCUACAUCAAUAUUUAUUACUUCGUCACAGAUAUGACAUUUUUUAAAUGUGUAUUUAUAGUAUAAUUAUCCAAAAACAGAUUUAUCUAAUCUUUAAUAAAAUAAUCCCAUAUCGUUUUAGCUUAUUAUCACUUUUAAUUAGUUGAAUGUAAUGUCAUAGGCGUUAAUAAUUUUGAUAGCUUUUUUUUUUUUUCAAAUAUGGCACAAUUAUUAUAAUCUAACUUACCUGUAGAAAGAUGAAGAUAGAUGUGUCUGUCUGUCAUCAAUAUUUUAAGUUAUUGUUAAAAAAACAAUAAUUGUAUAUCAUAAUUUAAGACUUAAGAAAUGAUGUGAUAAUGGUAAACGUAAGAGAAUAACCCGUAAUUCGCAGCGUCAUUGUGCUGAAUUGCGUAUGGGCGUGGUCCGUGACUACCUAUCGGCCGUAUAGAUGCGCUUAUAGUAGCUACAUGUUCACAUCAUUCCACAACGACAGGGGCUGAAAUAUACCAUAGC
Molecule: messenger RNA, 3078 nt
Organism: Anneissia japonica
Lineage: Eukaryota; Metazoa; Echinodermata; Crinoidea; Comatulida; Comatulidae
Product: dystrophin-like
Exons: 17
Coding region: 177-2177 (666 amino acids)
Biological process (GO): synaptic signaling
Cellular component (GO): plasma membrane
Molecular function (GO): protein binding; zinc ion binding
Source: RefSeq, a predicted model, not a curated record